UCACCCAUGUUAGACCUUUCGCAACCGGAUUUGACUGUAUGAAAACUGUUAUAGUUGUUAGGGAUUUGUCGCCGAAAAAAGGAGAACACAACGUAGAAAUAUAUCUGUAGUAACUGGACUCGUCGAAGCUUGAGAAAAAGUGCUUUAAAAUGGCAAGAGCCGUGACAUAUGUUGGUUCGAUCACGCUAAUUGUAGUCUUCAUGAUGUACACAUCUCCGGUAAAUGGUGACAUAGUCAAGAAUCACACCAAGGGUUAUUGUGUGUGGUACGAUCAAUGUACAACUGGGGACAAGCCGAAGAAUUGCCUUUACAAUGGACCGGCCAAGAAUUUAACCAAUCCAAAGGGUGUGCAGAUAUUGAACAGUUUAUGCCCAGAAUUGAGGGAUCAACCAACUUGUUGUUCAACCAAACAACUGCAAACGUUGGAUGAGAAUUUGCAAACGUUGAUACAACUAACCGGUCGUUGUCCCGCCUGUUGGAACAACAUGAGAAGGCUGUAUUGUCAGCUUACCUGCAGUCAGGAUCAGUCGCUUUUCAUGGAUCCAACUAUGGUGUACCCUUCUAUUAAACAAUAUAUCUUGGCAGUUCAAUAUUUUGUUUCACCUCAAUUUAAACAGGGUCUGUUCGACUCCUGCAAAGACGUCACUUUUCCUGGAAACAAUGAGAAGGUUUUGAGUCUCCUUUGUGGUACUACUGCCGAGCUGUGCACUCCAGAUAAACUCCUUGGACACAUGGGAGACCCAAACAAUGGAUUUGCUCCAUUCACUCUCGAUUUUCCUGACAAUCUAACUUCAAAUCUUUCAUGGAUGAACCAAACUGUUUUUAAGUGUAACCAGCCAUUUGUGAACCCACAAACAAACAGGACAGCAAGUGUUUGUAGUUGCCAAGACUGUCAGUCCUCCUGCCCUGUACGUCCUACUGUACCACCUAAAGUAAACCCUACCAAGAUUCUUGGAAUGGACCUUCUCUCCUUCAGCCUGCUUGUAGUUUAUUGUUUCUUGCUGAUUUGCCUUGUAAUCAGCUUUUUAUACAAGUUGGUUUUGAGAAAAAGCUACCCCACAGUGCCUGAUCAAUCACAGCGAUACAACAGCACCUACCCUCCAAUAUCAGGAUCCUUGCCGCUAAUGGUGGAUUCUCGACCUGGUUGUUGUGAGCAGUUGGGCAGCAAACUAGAGUCAUUUGUGACUCGAUGGUUCACAAGAUGGGGUGUAUGGUGCAGCUCUCACCCGUUCUAUGUCAUUGUUGGAUGUAUUCUUGUUGUUGGAAUUCUUGCUAGUGGAUUGUUCUAUUUCUCUGUCACUACUGACCCUGUGGAACUGUGGUCUGCUCCAGACAGUAUGGCACGCAAACAGAAAGAGCUUUUUGAUAAAAAGUUUAAGCCUUUCUAUCGCACUGAGCAGCUUAUAAUAAGCUCAAGAAAGCCUGUCCCCACAGGCUAUCAUCGCUAUGGAGACCAAAAGUGGGUUCCCUUUGGACCAAUCUUUCAUCUAGAUUUGCUAAACCAGGCUUUAGAUCUUCAAAACGAAAUUACCAACAUGCGAGUUCACUAUGAAGACACAAACAUCACAUUGCAAGAUAUCUGCUUCCAGCCUUUGGCCCCUCAGAUUCAAGCUUGUACCAUACAAAGUGUCUUUCAAUAUUUUCAAAACAACAAAACAAGGCUGAACAAGUGCUUAACCAGCAUGGGUCAUAACUGUAAAGAUGAUCCACACGACUUCAGGGAAGGUGACUUUCAUGAUCAUAUACUAGCUUGCACAGAGUCGCCCACAUCUGAAAAUGAACCUAAGUUGAAAGAACCGUGCUUGGGUGCUUAUGGUGGACCUGUGAACCCCAACAUUGCGUUAGGAGGCUUCCAUAAUGGUGCCUAUCAAAAUGCUACAGCCUUGAUCAUAACCUUCGUUGUGAAUAACUUCAAAGAGAAGAGCAAGCUAUCCAAAGCAAUGGCAUGGGAAAAACAGUUCUUAGAUUUUAUGCACAGAUACACGCAUAACAAGUCCAAUAACAAUCUUACUAUAAGUUACUCUGCUGAGCGUAGCAUUCAAGACGAGCUGGACCGUGAGAGCAACACUGAUAUUUUUACCAUACUGGCCAGCUAUAUGAUCAUGUUUAUAUAUAUCACUAUAGCUCUGGGACAGUUCAAGAGUUGUGACAGAAUUUUGAUUGACUCCAAAUUUACCCUUGGAUUCAGUGGCAUCUUGGUAGUGUUAUUCUCAGUUCUUUCUUCAGUUGGCUUUUGGAGUUUUGUUCGUGAGCCAGCAACUCUCAUUAUCAUUGAAGUGGUGCCAUUCCUUGUAUUAGCAGUGGGUGUGGACAACAUCUUCAUUCUUGUGCAGGCAUAUCAGCGUCAGGAUCAACAUGCAGAAGGGGAUGUACCUCAUAAAAUUGGGCGUGUUUUGGGUGAAGUAGCACCAAGUAUGCUCUUAACCUCUUUAUCGGAGUCUGUUGCAUUCGCAAUAGGUGCAAUGUCAACUAUGCCAGCAGUAAGAAUAUUCUCACUUUAUGCAGCAGCAGCUGUUUUCUUUGACUUCUUGCUCCAAGUUACAGCAUUUGUGGCCCUGAUGUCUUUAGAUGCUAAACGCCAAGAGAACAACCGCUUGGAUGUUUUGUGUUGUGUAAAGCAGCCAAAAGAUGACAGCCAAGACCAUAUGAUUUGCGUUUAUACUUUCAUGAAGAACUACUUUGCAGAUGCACUAUUGUCAAUGUGACUUAUACCAUGUAUGUCAAACUUAGACUUUUUUUUUUUUCAUUAUUUGCUUGUAAAGAUUGCCCUCUUCACUGGUCUUCUGUUUGCAAGCAUUGCAGCUAUCCCUCACUUAGACAUUGGCCUUGAUCAAGAACUUGCACUGCCCAAGGAUUCUUACCUCUUGAACUGGUUCGGUGACAUGAAAGAAUAUCUACAUGUUGGUCCACCUGUGUAUUUUGUGGUUAAUGGAGGCUAUGAUUAUGAACAUCCCUCAGGACAAAACAAGAUUUGUGGCUCGGCAGGCUGUGAUUCCUCUUCUUUAGUACAACAAAUCUACAGUGCUUCACUGAUCCCUGAAGAAUCCAAGAUAGCUAUGUCAGCAUCUUCUUGGUUAGAUGACUAUUUCAGCUGGAUUGAACCUAACAGGGAGAACUCGUGUUGUCGUAUUAAGUACAAAAGGAACGAGACAUGUUUCCACACAACAGUAAUGCCACCUAACUCAACUAACACAACAACUCCAGCACCUGCUGUCAUCUGCUAUAAUGAAACAACACCUGUAGUGCCUUACGUCUUCUGUAAUGCAACAGUUGAUGAUGACCUGUGCAAACCAUGCCUGAAUUUAAGCCAAAAGGGUCAGAGACCAACCCCAAAGCAGUUUGAUAAGUUCCUGCCAUUUUAUCUCAAGGACAACCCAGAGACAAAAUGCACCAAAGGUGGUCAUGCAGCAUAUGGCGACGCUCUCCUGUUUGGUGACAAAAGUGAUAAGUACCCUAUUCAAGCCUCUUACUUUAUGUCCUACCACAAAAUCCUUAAAACUUCACCAGAGUACACAGCAGCUUUGAAGAGCGCUCGUGAAAUUGCGAAAAACAUCUCGAAGACACUUGGCGUGGAAGUGUUCCCAUACAGUGUAUUCUACGUUUUCUACGAACAAUACCUUACGGUUGCGAAUGACACUUGGGAAAAUCUUUUGUAUUGUGCAGCUGCCAUCUUUGUGGUGACCUUCCUUCUCUUGGGAUUCAAUUUGAGCAUAGCGUUGAUAGUAACCUUUACAGUGGCUAUCAUCAUUGUCAAUUUGAUGGGUCUGAUGUACAUAUGGAACAUUUCUCUAAAUGCCGUCUCGCUUGUCAAUCUUGUAAUGGCUGUUGGUAUUUCAGUAGAGUUCUGCUCCCACAUUGCGCGGGCUUUUACCGUCAAUGCACAACCAUCAAGAGUAGAAAGAGCCAAAGAAGCUCUAGCAAAAAUGGGCAGCUCAGUUUUGAGUGGAAUUACGUUAACAAAGUUUUCUGGGAUCUUAGUGCUUUACUUUUCUAAGUCUCAAAUAUUUCAGGUUUUCUACUUCCGUAUGUAUGUUGGCAUUGUAAUACUGGGUGCUCUUCACGGGCUGUUACUCCUUCCUGUUUUGUUAAGUUACGUUGGCCCAGCUCCCCGAAAAGUUCCUCCCACAACGACUUC
Pocillopora damicornis (cauliflower coral) is the source of this 4135-nucleotide messenger RNA. Its product is annotated as NPC intracellular cholesterol transporter 1-like. Lineage: Eukaryota; Metazoa; Cnidaria; Anthozoa; Scleractinia; Pocilloporidae. Gene Ontology annotation, cellular component: membrane. Gene Ontology annotation, biological process: sterol transport. Gene Ontology annotation, molecular function: sterol binding. The record is from RefSeq and is a predicted model, not a curated record.